CUCAGCAAAUGCUAACCUUGCGAAUGCAUCGAUCAGUUCCACUUUAUAAUUACAGGGAGAAAAAUGGCUGCAACAAUAUUGACAUUUUUGGCAAUAACUGGAAAGUUUUGUGAUGCAAAUAUGUGCGGUACAAUAGAGCAAUACUCCUAUGUGACUCAUGGCAUUAAUGAGUUCCUUCAAACGAAUUGUCAACAAUCUUCUGCUAUACAGAUUUUACGAGCUGGCGCCAAAUGUGAUAGCAUACCAUUUCUAUUGGAAAUAGAAUUUAUUCGUCACCAGCCAGUUUGCUAUAUAAAAUCAGACAAAUAUCCAAAUCUAGAGCGACCGGAGUUAACUGAAGAAAAGAAGUUAAAUGAUGAAGGCGGUGAAGUUCUUAUAUUACUGUUUAUAUUUUUCGUUAUAUAUGCAGUUUGUGAUGAAUCUAGCAGACGGUAGUGUAUGGUAUACUAACCACGAUCCGCAAGGACGGGGAUCUCUUACAUUUUGAAAAUAUAUUCCAUACACAUGUAAAUAUGUAUUUCUCAUAUUGUAAAAUACAUUUUCAAUACAAAACCAA
Molecule: messenger RNA, 556 nt
Organism: Ceratitis capitata (Mediterranean fruit fly)
Lineage: Eukaryota; Metazoa; Arthropoda; Insecta; Diptera; Tephritidae
Exons: 2
Coding region: 64-435 (123 amino acids)
Source: RefSeq, a predicted model, not a curated record